GCUCGCUGUGUCUAGACGAAGGAAAGCGGUCAGAGAGUGAGGAACGGACGGCACCGGAGAGGGACACAGUGAGAGUGGGAGAUCCCAGGGGAAGAACAGAUGAAGAAGGAAAGGGAGACAACGGAAAGGCCAUUGGAGGAGAGGGGCCAGUGGGGGCGUAAGGUGGAGUUCCUCCUGGCGGUGGCGGGGAACAUAGUGGGGCUGGGAAAUGUGUGGAGGUUCCCAUACCUUUGCUACAAGAAUGGCGGCGGAGCGUUCCUUGUGCCAUAUUUGUUCUUUGCGUUGACCUGUGGGAUACCCCUGUUCCUGCUGGAUAUUUCCAUGGGACAGUACACCCAGGAGGGGGCCAUCACCUGCUGGAGGAAGCUGUGCCCAUUGGCUGAGGGGAUUGGCUACGCGAGCCAGCUGAUCCUGUUUUACGCCUGCAUGUGUUAUAUCACCAUCCUGGCCUGGGCUCUCUUCUACCUCUACUUCUCCUUCAGCUCACAGCUGCCCUGGGCCAGCUGCUCCAACACCUGGAACUCAGAUCACUGUGUGGAUUUUUCCAACCGAAACCUCACCACAAACUGGACCCAACAGCCCAACAACUCAUCCUCUGCAGCCACUGAGUUUUGGGAGAGACGUGUGCUGGCGAUCUCAGGCGGAAUUGAGGAGGUGGGCAGUGUAAGGUGGGAGGUGCUUCUGUGCCUCAUCAUCAUGUGGGUCAUCUGCUACUUCUGUAUCUGGAAGGGGGUGAAGUCUACAGGCAAGGUGGUUUAUUUCACUGCUACUUUCCCAUACCUGAUGCUUUUGGUGUUGUUGAUACGAGGGCUAACUCUACCUGGAGCUCUGCAGGGGGUGCUGUUCUACCUGUACCCUGACCCCACCCGCCUGGCAGACCCACAGGUGUGGAUGGAAGCAGUAUCACAGAUCUUCUUCUCCUACGGUAUUGGAGGGGGUACUCUGAUUGUGCUGGGUAGCUACAACACCUAUAACAACAACUGCUACAAGGACUGUUUGUGGCUGUGCCUGCUGAACAGCGGGACCAGUGUAGUGGCGGGAUUCGCGGUCUUUUCUGUGCUGGGGUUCAUGGCACAUGAGCAGGGCGUCUCCAUUGAGGAAGUUGCUGAAUCAGGACCUGGUCUGGCAUUCAUUGCGUACCCCCAAGCAGUAGCAAUGAUGCCCCUACCUCAGCUGUGGGCCACCUGCUUCUUCAUUAUGAUCAUCCUGCUGGGCCUGGACUCACAGUUUGUGAUGAUGGAGGUGGUGAUGACGUCGGUGACGGACAUGUUUCCCAGGGUACUGCGUAGGGCUGGGCACAGAGAGAUCUUCCUCCUGCUCUUCUGCCUCACCUGCUUCAUCUUGCAGCUGGUGAUGGUCACAGAGGGGGGGAUGUAUGUGUUCCAGCUCUUCGACUACUAUGCCAUUAAUGGGGCCUGUGUGUUAUUCCUGUGCGUGUUCAAGGUCCUGGCCAUAGGCUGGCUCUUUGGGGCGGAGCGAAUGGUCGAUGUGAUUGAGGACAUGACCGGGGAGCGUCCCUGCCUCAUCUUUAAGCUCUGCUGGCUCUACAUCACACCGCUGGUGACCCUGGGAUCUUUCAUCUUCUAUGUGGUAGAUUACCAGCCCCUGACCUUUAACCGCUGGUAUGUGUACCCAGACUGGGCGUACGUGCUGGGCUGGCUGCUGGCCCUCUCCUCUGUUGUACUGAUUCCAGGGUGGAGUCUGGUCAAGCUCUCCCUCAGCACUGGCACUCUCAGACAGCGUUUGUCUCACCUGUGUCACCCUGAUGAUGACCUCCCCCUGACCCGGAAGCAGAUGGCUGAGCGAGAGAAUGUGAUUUCUGCUACAGAGAUGGAAGAGUUAGUGACAGCAUAAGGUUAUACUAAUUCAUAUUUUUCUGACAAGGCAUUGGGGAUUUGUUAAGUAUUUUAACAGGUCCCAUCGUUGUUAUACAAUCAAAACUAUGAAGUUUCAAGAAAACUAAUUUUAUUUCUCUGACUGGGCUAAGUAAUUCACACCAGAACUAGGUUAUGGUCAUGCAGUAGACUGGGCUGGUGAAACUGAAAAUUACAGAAGAAAUCAGAAAUAAUGUUUAUUAAUAUGUUCAUCAUUAUAUUAUAUUAAAUUCAUUUUUUCUAUACAUAUGUGUCUAGUUAUUUUAUAAUUAAUGUGUAAUUUAUAUUUACACAUGUUUUAAUUACACUGUUCAGUUUAAUUCAGUUCAAUUUACUGUAGUUGGCUUGUAAUUAGUUUUAGAGGUUUUAGAAGUGUGCCCAUAAUCUGUGACCCUGAGCCAUCUCUGCCUUCCCUCUACAUCAUAUGACCCAAUUGUUUACUUUAUUGUAUAAAAGAGAGUUGUGAUCUUUUGUGUGAACACUCACACAUCCUGCUGAUCUGCAUUUACAAUAUAACAGUCUGGUGUUUCUCACAAAUUCCAACCUUUUAUGAGACCAUUUUAUGAUGACCUUUUUAUGAUUAAUUUAUGUCUUUCUGUCUAAUGAGAGUUGAUUAAACUCAUGUUUAUCUUA
Messenger RNA from Anguilla anguilla (European eel), 2507 nucleotides. Its product is annotated as sodium- and chloride-dependent GABA transporter 2-like. The transcript has 14 exons. The coding region runs from base 100 to 1854 and encodes 584 amino acids. Gene Ontology annotation, biological process: sodium ion transmembrane transport. Lineage: Eukaryota; Metazoa; Chordata; Actinopteri; Anguilliformes; Anguillidae. Gene Ontology annotation, cellular component: membrane. The record is from RefSeq and is a predicted model, not a curated record.